AGCACACAAAAGGUAUCAGGAAUUAGACGUGCCUUGUCAGUUAUCACUCUAGACAGCGGGCAUUUCCCUGCCCCACAUCUGUCGUAGUAGCCCAAGGAUCAUUUUGACAUCUGAGUCAUAGUAGUGUUGGGGCUAUUGUCUAUCUAACUGUCCCCUUGCUACGGCUUAAUUUCUUUCUUUUGUGCUACACGUCAAAGGUUCUCGCAAUGUCGCUCACCGACUCCUCCGCAGUUGAUAUCGCGAGGACUGCGUCCUUAGCCUCUCGUCAACUCGCAACUUUGCCCACAAUUGACCGCAACGAUGCGUUGACAGCGCUUCACGAUGCUCUAUCGAGAAAUCGAGAAAUCAUCCUUGAUGCCAACGCAAAGGAUGUUGCGAUAGCAAGCCAAGCGGCUAAUAAUGGCAGCCUCAGCCACAGUGUCCUCAAGAGGCUCGACCUGUCGAGACCUGGGAAAUAUGAUGACAUGCUAAAGGGGAUUCUUAGUGUACGGGAUCUGGAAGACCCAGUGGGGAGAGUGACCCUAAGGAAGCUACUGGAUGAUGGUCUCAUCCUGGAGAGAGUGAGCUGUCCUAUUGGUGUCUUGCUGAUAAUAUUCGAGGCCCGUCCCGAGGUGAUCGCGAAUAUCGCGGCACUAUCAAUAAAAUCAGGAAAUGCUGCCAUUCUGAAAGGAGGGAAGGAGUCGACUGAGUCCUUCAUCGCCAUAUCAAAAGUGAUAUCUGAAGCGAUCUCGGGAACACACGUACCCGAGGCAUCAGUCCAGCUCGUUAAAACCAGAGACGUUGUUUCGUCACUUCUAGCGCAGGAUUCCUUGAUUGACCUGGUCAUACCCCGUGGUUCCAACGACCUUGUCCGAUUUGUCAAGGAGAACACCAAGAUUCCGGUUCUCGGCCACGCUGAUGGUCUUUGUUCUGCAUAUCUCCAUGCUGAUGCAGACCCAGCAAUUGCUGUCAAAGUCAUCGUUGAUGCUAAAACAGAUUAUCCAGCUGCUUGCAAUUCGUUGGAGUCUUUGUUGGUCCAUGAAGAUGCCCUUGGAACAAUAUUCCCCGGUGUCGCUGAGGCCCUUCUGGCCAAGGGAGUCCGUCUUCGUUGCGACAUUCAAUCAAAAUCUGCUCUCUUGAAAAGUAUAUCCUCCCCACCCGCAGAUUUACUAGAAGAUGCAGUCGACUCGGAUUUCGACACUGAAUUUUUAGAUCUUGUCCUAGCUGUCAAGACCAUUCCUUCAACAUCUUCACCAAUCUCAGCUGUCGAGAAUGCGAUUUCUCAUAUCAACUCACAUUCGUCGAAACACACAGACCUAAUUGUGACAGAGUCGAAAGAGAUUGCCGAAUAUUUCAUGAGUGGUGUGGAUAGCGCUGGGGUCUUCUGGAAUGCAUCGACUAGAUUCGCAGAUGGAAUGAGGUUCGGAUUUGGCACUGAGGUUGGCAUCAGUACGAAUAAAAUCCAUACGCGAGGGCCCGUGGGUUUAGAUGGAUUGACCAUCUACAAGUAUCUGCUCAGGGGUCAGGGACACAGGGCAGGAGAUUAUUUUGAAGGAGAGGGAGGUAAAAAGUGGAAACAUGAGAAUCUAGCUAUUUAGUGGCUUCAUUUAUGAAUGAUUUGCGAUCUCGACCGGCACAAU
Messenger RNA from Aspergillus novofumigatus IBT 16806, 1619 nucleotides. RefSeq names its product glutamate-5-semialdehyde dehydrogenase. The record is from RefSeq and is a predicted model, not a curated record. Bases 207 to 1577 code for a protein of 456 amino acids. Gene Ontology annotation, molecular function: NADP binding; glutamate-5-semialdehyde dehydrogenase (NADP+) activity. The transcript is spliced from 3 exons. Lineage: Eukaryota; Fungi; Ascomycota; Eurotiomycetes; Eurotiales; Aspergillaceae.